Physeter macrocephalus (sperm whale) is the source of this 1434-nucleotide messenger RNA. Its product is annotated as alpha-globin transcription factor CP2-like. Lineage: Eukaryota; Metazoa; Chordata; Mammalia; Artiodactyla; Physeteridae. The record is from RefSeq and is a predicted model, not a curated record. Gene Ontology annotation, biological process: positive regulation of transcription by RNA polymerase II. The coding region runs from base 1 to 885 and encodes 294 amino acids. Gene Ontology annotation, cellular component: nucleus. Gene Ontology annotation, molecular function: DNA-binding transcription activator activity, RNA polymerase II-specific; RNA polymerase II cis-regulatory region sequence-specific DNA binding. The transcript is spliced from 3 exons.
AUGCCCACAGCCUCCCCCCAGCAGCUCCACCCCUCACAUAUGCGGGCUCUGCUGGCAGCCCAGCCCCACACAUCCUCCCAGUCUCUGCUGCACCACUGGGCCUCCCAGCAGUCAAUUUACAGAGGUAGAGCAGACACCCUCCUGCCUGUGUCUUGGGACAGACAGAUAAACGGCAGGUGGUUCCCGCAGAAAGGGGCAGGGGAAAAGGUGCGAAAGCGGCGUGGGAGUGCAGGUGAUGUCCUAGCAUUGCCCAUUUUUAAGCAAGAAGAGUCACGUUUGCUUCCAGAUAAUGAGAAUAAAACCCUCCCUUUUCAAUACGUGCUUUGUGCUGCCACCUCUCCAGCAGUAAGACUCCAUGAUGAAACCCUGACAUAUCUCAAUCAAGGCCAGUCUUAUGAAAUCCGAAUGCUAGACAAUAGGAAACCUGGAGAACUUCCAGAAAUUAAUGGCAGGCUGGUGAAGAGUAUAUUCCAUGUCGUGUUCCAUGACAGACGGCUACAAUACACUGAACAUCAGCAGCUGGAGGGCUGGAGGUGGAACCGACCUGGAGAUAGAAUUCUUGACGUAGAUAUCCCAAUGUCUGUGGGUAUAAUCGAUCCUAGGGCUAAUCCAAAGCAACGAAAUACAGUGGAGUUCCUGUGGGACCCUGCAAAGAGGACAUCUGUGCUUAUUCAGGUGCAUUAUAUUAGCACAGAGUUCACUGUGGGGAAACAUGGUGGAGCGAAGGGAGUGCCAUUUAGAGUACAAAUCGAUACCUUCAAGGAGAACGAGAACGGAGCACUUACUGAGCACUUACGCUCAGCCAGCUGCCAGAUCAAAGUCUUCAAGCCCAAAGGUGCAGACAGAAAACAAAAAAUAGGGCUUCCCUGGUGGCGCAGUGGUUGAGAGUCCGCCUGCCGAUGCAGAGGACACAGGUUCGUGCCCCGGUCCGGGAAGAUCCCACAUGCCGCGGAGCGGCUAGGCCCGUGAGCCAUGGCCGCUGAGCCUGUGCGUCCGGAGCCUGUGCUCCGCAACGGGAGAGGCCACAACAGUGAGAGGCCCGCGUACCACAAAAAAAAAUAAAAAUAAAAAUAAAUAGGGAGAAAAUGGAGAGACGAAUGCCUCAUGAGAAGCAGAAAUAUCAACCUUCCUAUGAGACAACUAUACUCACAAAGUGCUCUCCAUGGCCCGAGAUUAUGUAUGUCAGUCAUUCCCCAUCACCUGGCUUCAGCAGUUCCCAUAGCAGUCUUUCUCUUGGGGAAGGAAAUGGUUCACCAAGUCUCCAGCCAGAGCUGCCCCCUCCAGUCACAGAUAACCUCUUGCCGACAACCACACCUCAGGAGGCUCAGCAGGGGUUGCAUCAAAACCCUUUUUCCACAUUCACGAGACUUUUUACAAACUUCACAGGGGCAGAUUUAUUGAAACUAACUAGAGAUGAUGUGAUUCAAAUCUGUG